UUUCAACUCCGACCUUGAAGCAGAACUCAGUUUAAUAAAAAAUCGUGAAGGUGUGAUGCGCCUGAUUAGAAAAAACUGCAGUCUUGCUAAUAUUGUGAUUCUUGAAGCUGUUAUUGAGCACUUUGAGAUUGAUGAUGCUCAGAAAUACAUUGAUGAUUACAAGAGGGAAAUGAAAGAAUUUUGUUGUAAUUUAUCAGUUGAUCUGUGCUUGAAUGAGCCAUUUGAUGUAGUUAGGGCCAGUCCUCCUCUUAAAUGUGAAACAGCUACUUAUGUACUGGGAUGGGAAGCUACUGAGCAUAAGCUAAAGGAUGUUACGGAUAUUGUAUCAAAAUCUUCUGGUAGAUUUGUGAAGCUGGUCGACAUCAAAAGCACUCAAUCCAUCACCAUCACUUGCUCAUUCCCUCACUCUCUCACUGGAGCUCUCAUUAUAAAAUUGAGUGAGAAUCUUGAAUCAUUAAUAAAGAACCGUCUAAUGAAGCUUACUGUUGGAUACUGCACAAUAUGGAGGAAGCAAAAGAUACAAGAAAUACAGGAACCACUGGAAGAGGAGGUACAGGAGAUAAAGGAACAACCUCAUGAUACAAAGGAAGAGAGAGUAGCAAGACUGGAGGAGAAAGAAACAGAAGGAGCAACACCUCAAUCAGUAAUUAAUCAAGAUAUACUAUCAACUGAUACAAAAGAAACAUUAACAAGUAAGUAUAAUAAAACUUUAUAA
Molecule: messenger RNA, 715 nt
Organism: Amphimedon queenslandica
Lineage: Eukaryota; Metazoa; Porifera; Demospongiae; Haplosclerida; Niphatidae
Exons: 5
Coding region: 56-715 (219 amino acids)
Source: RefSeq, a predicted model, not a curated record